AUGCUGGUGAAGCAACUAAUAAAGCGAGGACUAGUUAAAACUCAUCCCAUAGUCAAACGUGUAUCAACUCGACUGCUUCUCCUCCUAUUGAAAGUGGUGAAGUAUAUUCAUUUUUUGGUCACCAAGUUGGCUUUGGCAAUACUGAAUGACAGAACUUGGAAACAAUUUGGAAUCGACUUUGGUAUCGACUUUGUUUUUGUCAUGGUGUGCGUGUUGGUAGCUUCGUCGAUCAAUUAUAUUCCAAGACCAGACCAGAUCUUUUACAAGUUUUUGUACCGUUUUGAUACCUAUUUCUUUGACAUUGGGAAACUGCCUAUUGGAUCCAUUACUGGAGUACUACUCACUUGCCUCGGUGCAUAUAUCCUUAAUUACUUUUACUACAACAAUGAGGAGGAUGGGUCUUUUGAAAGUUCGAUGUUGCCACAGCCAAACUAUGGCUUCAAGUUGAAACCAUUACAAGUAUCAUCAGUCUUGAUGCAAAGUGGAAACAGUGGCAUGGCUUCCUCCACAGCUAGCUCAAGACCAUCUAUUUCAACUGCGGGGUCAUCAACCCUAUCACCUACGAGCGACCUAAAUAAUUUUACAGAGGAGGAGGAGUUGUUUGAAUUAAAUGCGACAUCGGCCGACUCUGAAUACUACCAUUUCAAACCACUACAAACUGAAGCAACAACCGAGGAGUUCAUAAACAAAUGGUGGAGAAAAAUUCCAGUAAUUUUGCUUUGCUCGGCAUGGAUUGUUCUUAAUAUAUUGUUUGCAUUUAAGCAACCAGUUUAUAAGACCAAAAAUAUCAUUGCUUGGGUAUUCCACGUCCCAGUUCAUUUCAUUGUACCUCCUAUGAUUGGCACAUGGCUCUAUAUAUGGCAUGCUCCCGGUGCCGUGAGACUCUUUACAUUUUGUAUGGGUCUUCAAAACAUGGCUUUGCUAUUCACUUACUUGGUCUUCCCUAAUGCUCCGCCAACAUUUAUAAAGUUGUACGGCGACAACAAAGUCCCCACAUUUGACAUGAUUUAUAGCGAUGGCCAAGCAUCGCAAGACAAAAAGUUUUCAAUCUUUUACCACAGGGCUGUAUACUACGCCACUCCCCUCAAAUUUGCCUCAUUCCCGUCUUUACAUUCUGCUUUUGCAUGCUUGAUUUGUUUCUUUGUAUGUCACUACUCUAGGUGGUCAAGUUUCAAGUUGUUGGGUGUCAUUAAUGUACUUGGCCAGUGGUGGGCAGACUUGUACUUUGACCAUCACUGGAGAGUUGAUAAUUUAGGUGGAUUGAUCUACGCUAUAGUGACGUGGACAUUAUUGAAGAACUGGCACCAUGGCUUAGCUGAUGUUGACACAAGGUUUACAAAAGCAAGAGUGCAAGGGGAUUAUGUCAAUGGCAGUACAAUGGGCAUGCGACUAUUUCGUAAUACUAAAUUACAAAACUUGUUUGAUCCUUUAUCUUAG
This is a messenger RNA of Lodderomyces parapsilosis, 1437 nucleotides long. Its product is annotated as phosphatase PAP2 family protein. The transcript has a single exon. The record is from RefSeq and is a predicted model, not a curated record. Gene Ontology annotation, molecular function: inositol phosphoceramide synthase activity. Gene Ontology annotation, biological process: sphingolipid biosynthetic process; inositol phosphoceramide metabolic process. NCBI's taxonomy places the organism in Eukaryota, Fungi, Ascomycota, Pichiomycetes, Serinales, Debaryomycetaceae. Gene Ontology annotation, cellular component: inositol phosphoceramide synthase complex. Bases 1 to 1437 code for a protein of 478 amino acids.